Molecule: messenger RNA, 1372 nt
Organism: Balaenoptera acutorostrata (minke whale)
Lineage: Eukaryota; Metazoa; Chordata; Mammalia; Artiodactyla; Balaenopteridae
Gene: ANGPTL7
Product: angiopoietin like 7
Exons: 5
Coding region: 60-1094 (344 amino acids)
Source: RefSeq, a predicted model, not a curated record
AGCUGGGCACAGCCAGAUUUCCCCAGAGGAAGAGCCUUCCUCAACCAGGCCCACGAAAGAUGCUGAAAGAGACUCUCUCGGCCGUGGCCUGGCUCUGCAUUUUCACUGUGGCCUUUGUCAGCCACCCAGUGUGGCCACAGAAGCCCCCUAAGCGCAAGACACCUGCAGAGCUCACCGUGGCCGGCUGCUGUGAGGAGGCGAAGGAGCUCAAGGCCCAAAUUGCCAACCUAAGCAGCCUGCUGAGCGACCUGAGCAGGAAGCAGGAAAGGGACUGGGUCAACGUGGUCAUGCAGGUGAUGGAGCUGGAGAGCAAUUCCAAGCGCAUGGAGUCGCGGCUCACAGAGGCCGAGAGCAAGUACUCCGAGAUGAACAAUCAGAUCGGCAUCAUGCAGCUGCAGGCAGCGCAGACUGUCACCCAGACCUUGGCAGAUGCCAUCUAUGACUGCUCGUCUCUCUACCAGAAGAACUACCGCAUCUCUGGAGUGUACAAGCUUCCUCCCGAUGACUUCCUGGGCAGCCCUGAGCUGGAGGUGUUCUGUGACAUGGAGACUUCAGGCGGUGGCUGGACCACCAUUCAGAGGAGAAAGAGCGGCCUCGUCUCCUUCUUCCGGGACUGGAAGCAGUACCAGCAGGGCUUCGGCAGCAUCCACGGGGACUUCUGGCUGGGCAACGACCACAUCCACCGGCUCUCCAGGCGGCCAACCCGGCUACGCGUGGAGAUGGAGGACUGGGAGGGCAACAUGCGCUACGCUGAGUACAGCCACUUUGUUUUGGGCAAUGAACGGAACAGCUACCGCCUCUUCCUGGGGAACUACAGCGGCAACGUGGGGAACGAUGCCCUGGUCUAUCACAACAACACAGCCUUCAGCACCAAGGACAAGGACAAUGACAACUGCUUAGACAAGUGCGCCCAGCUCCGGAAAGGUGGGUACUGGUACAACUGCUGCACAGACUCCAACCUCAACGGCGUUUACUACCGCCUCGGGGAGCACAACAAGCACCUGGACGGCAUCACCUGGUACGGCUGGCACGGCUCUAGCUACUCCCUCAAACGAGUGGAGAUGAAAAUCCGCCCAGAAGACUUUCAGCCGUGAAAAGAAGCCUGCUCUGGAGCAGGGCUGGAGAAACGGAGACAGACGGAGGCUGGGAAAAGGCAGAGGAGGAGAGGAAGGGAGUAUAGAAAGGGCAGGGACAGAAAAUGGCCUAUCAUCUUCAGUGAGAGAGUAAGUCUCUUAGGAGAACAAAAAAAACUACGUACUGAGGACGUUACAGUAAAUGGGAGGAAGUAUUUAAACACAAUGGGUCCAGACACAUACUUCUCAGGGGGCUGGCCUGAGUGGGCUGUCUGCCUGUGAUCCCUGACAUAGCAGCA